Molecule: messenger RNA, 1090 nt
Organism: Phalaenopsis equestris
Lineage: Eukaryota; Viridiplantae; Streptophyta; Magnoliopsida; Asparagales; Orchidaceae
Product: thaumatin-like protein
Exons: 2
Coding region: 79-1062 (327 amino acids)
Biological process (GO): defense response
Cellular component (GO): extracellular region
Source: RefSeq, a predicted model, not a curated record
CCCAACAUCAACUCCCCCUUCUUCAACAUGUAUAACUGAAAAUAGAACAAUAGAACAGGGCACACAAACGCCCCUCCAAUGGCUUUUGUCUUCUCUCACUCUCUCUCCAUCAUUUUCUUCUGCUUCUCCUUUCUCGCAUCGCCGGAUAAGACGGCAGCAAAAAACUUCACCAUCAUAAACAACUGCCAGCGAACAAUCUGGCCCGCUAUCCUUUCCGGCGCCGGAAUCCCCCUUCUCUCCACCACCGGCUUCGAGCUCCCGUCCGGCCAAUGGCGAUCCAUCGAAGCCCCUCUGGGAUGGUCGGGCCGCCUCUGGGCCCGCACAAGUUGCGUUUUUUAUGACUCCAACACCGGCUUCUGCCUCACCGGGGACUGCGGAACAGGGGAGGUGGAAUGCAACGGCAGAGGAGCGGCACCUCCGGUGACUCUAGCAGAGUUCACCCUCGGCGACGAGAAAGAUUUCUACGACGUGAGUUUGGUGGACGGAUAUAAUCUUCCCCUGGUGAUUGAGGCGGGAGAGGGACAUUGUGCGGCGGCGGGAUGUGCGGCGGAUGUGAACGAAAGGUGUCCGCCGGAGUUAAUGGUGAGAGAGGCGGCGGCAUGUAGGAGCGCGUGUCAGGCGUUUGGUGGGGAGGAGUUUUGCUGCAGCGGGGAGUUUGCAUCGCCGGCGAAGUGUAAGCCAACGGCGUAUUCGGAGGUAUUUAAGGCGGCGUGUCCUGAUUCCUAUAGUUAUGCUUAUGACGACGCUAGUUCGAUUUUCACCUGCGCCGGCGCUGGCGGGUAUGCGGUUACUUUCUGCCCGGAGGGGAAUCCAAGGUGCUUUUAUAGCUAUUAUUUUAUGAUCUACUAUAAGCAAAUUGCUCGCUUGGUGAUUACUGUUAGGUUUUUGGGCAGUGAGAAAUCGGCGUCAACUGAUCCAUUGACUUCUCCGAGAAGUAUGGAACCCUGGUUGGCCAACCUCCUCACCGAUUCGGCGGCGGAGAAGAGUUGUCAUGUUUUCUCUCGUCUCCUUUCUCUUCUUCUUCCUCUGUUCUUCUCUCUUCUUCAUUUUUGCUUGUCUUGAAGGUCGGAUUCUAGGAAUGGCGCAUAAA